Molecule: messenger RNA, 3789 nt
Organism: Talpa occidentalis (Iberian mole)
Lineage: Eukaryota; Metazoa; Chordata; Mammalia; Eulipotyphla; Talpidae
Gene: ODAD1
Product: outer dynein arm docking complex subunit 1
Exons: 16
Coding region: 454-2637 (727 amino acids)
Biological process (GO): cilium movement; outer dynein arm assembly
Cellular component (GO): axoneme
Source: RefSeq, a predicted model, not a curated record
GGCUGCUUUGGAGGCCGUUAGCUGCGCAUGCGUACUGAGCGUUGCGAGGCCCUGAGGCAGCGGUGAGCGGUCGUCUCUCUCGCCACUCCCGGCUGCGGCCCCGCCUCCCUGCUGCUGAGUUCUCCAAAUAACGUGGUCUUCAUGAGCUUGGGAGUCGCAUCUCUCGCGCCCUGUUCCGAAGGGCUUUGGCUUAGCCCCCAAGCCUUCCCGACGUUUCCCUCCCAGCCCUGCCCCCGCAGGCUCUUCCAGCUCCGCGCUCUCCCCCUCGGAAACACGCGGCCCGCCCCUCACAGCCCGCGGCGUCCCAGUUCCGAGCUUCCGUGCCGGCCGUCCCGACCUCCCGCAGGCUCCCCGAGGGUGCGUGCGUCCUGACGACCCCCGGCCCCCGCCGAGCUUGGGGACGAGCUUCUCUGCAGCGCCUUCUCACCAGGCACCUCGCGAUUUCUGCCAAGCAUGCCGCUCUCCGCUCCCCGGAGCCCCGUCCACCACAGCAACCAGACCACAACAGUGAGCCUGGAGCACCAAAGACAAAGCAGAGACUCGGUCAGGAGCCUGUCCACAGUGUCCACGAUGCCUGUGGGAGCCCCAACAGGGAGCAGCCGCUCGGAGGAUGGAAGUGAGGUCUUUGUGGAGGGACUCGUGGAGUGGGAGCUGAGCAGAUUGCAGCGACAGUGCAAAGUGAUGGAGGGCGAGAGGCGGGCCUACAGCAAGGGAGUCUACCAGCGCAUCAACAAACAACUUGGGGAGAUCCAGCACCUGCAGGAAGAGCGGGACCUACUUCAGAAGCAGAUCAGUGUGGCCCAGGGCCAGGUCAAACGGCUGCGGGACAGAGAGAGGCUGAAGAACAUGGCUCACCUGCUGAAGUGCCGUACCCAAGUGCAGGCAGAAAUUGAUGAGGUGCAGGAGCAGAUCAGCACCCUGGACAAGGAGAUUCAGGAAAUGGAGACCCGGAUCUCAACUCAAGGUAAGGAUGUCAGAAACCCAGGAUUCUUCCUGGAUCAGAAGGUCAAGAUCCGGAGAAAGAUCAAGAUUCUAGAAGACCAGUUGGACAGGGUCACCUGUCGCUUUGACAUCCAGCUGGUUCGGAAUUCUGCUCUUCGGGAGGAGCUGGACCUCCUGCGGAUCGAGAGGAACCGCUAUCUGAAUGUGCACAGCAAGUUGCAGAAGAAGAUCCAGCUCUUGCACCAGAUGGUUAGCAAGAUCAUGGUCUCUUCCACUGCAGCCUAUGCCAUCAGAGAGGAGGCAAAGACCAAGAUGGGGAUGCUGCGGGAGAGGGCGGACAAGGAGGUGACCCAGAAUGAGAUGGAGGGGCAGACCCUGCAGCGCCGCAUAGCACACCUGGAGCAGCUGCACUGCUUCCUCAAGCUCAAGAACCACGACCGGCAGCCAGAUCCUGAGGUCUUGGAGAAGCGCCAGAGGCAAGCCCAAGAGGUGGCCCAGGGUCUCCGAAAGACCUCCCAGGAGAGGCUGGUGCUGCGCUACGAGGACACCCUGAAUAAACUGUCCCAGCUGACAGGGGAGAGUGACCUGGACCUGCUGGUGGACAAGUACCUGGAGAGGGAGGAGCGCAACUUCACAGAAUUCAACUUCAUCAAUGAGCAGAACUCCAACCUGGAGUAUCUUCGGGAGGAGAUCAAGGAGAUCCAGGAGGCCCUGGUGAGAGGGCGUGCGGAUGAGAAUAAGAGGCGCUUGCUGCAAGAGCAGUAUGAAUUAGAAAUGCAGCAGCAGGCAGACAAGGUGCGUGAGGAGGCCGAGUUCAUCAAGACUCGCUUUCAGGACUUUCGGGGGAAGCUGGAGAAGCUCAAAGCCGACAUCCAGAAACUCUUCACUACGGCCCAGUGUGACAGCAGCAGCAUCAAGGAUCUCCUCGGAAUCAAGAACUUCAUGCGAGACCGAGAUAUAACCCUUUUCCUAGGCCUCAUUGAGCAGCGGCUAGUAGACCUCCUCACAGUGCGGGCCUUCAUUGAUACCCAGAACUACAGCACCGAGAACAGCCUGGAGCGGGCGGCCCUCACGGUGCUGGGCCAGAGCUUUGAGGAACAGCCUAAGAAGAUGGCCUACCCACGGCCCCCGAGCAACCUGGAAGAACACCUUGGAUUUGAAGCCAAGGAUGACUACCCCUUGAGCAAGGAGGAGCUGCUGGGACAAGUGGAGAAGGCGCUGGAGGCCCGGGAGCAGCAGAAGCAGAUGGCUGAGAACCUGAAGAAGGGGGACAGUGUCUCAAGUCUCACCGGUAGCCGCCUGGGCUCUGGCACGCCCAUGCUGGGCAGCAGGAAUCCCAGUAAUAAUAUCCCCGGGUCCAUCUUGAGCCACAGGACUAGCAUCAUGCCGGCGUCCAGUGGAGGCCAUGCCACCACCUCCAAUGUUGGUCAUGUCACCUUUGGUGACCAAAGUGACAGACCGAUGUCCAGUCGCAGCUCCAUGGGGGGCCAUGUGACCUUCAGAGACCCCAACUCUAGUAGCAACCUGGGGUCCACUGGAUACUUGGAGUCCAGCAGAGGCCAGGAAAGCCUCGGUGUCUCAGAGAGUAGAGGUGCGGCGUCAGAAUCAAGUGGCACCCCAGAGUCCAGCAAAGGUCCCGCCUCCAGCACCGGCCCGGACUCCACCACCAGCAAGGACUCCCAGAGCAACAGCUAGUAGCUUUGGCCCCACCUGGCUCUUGGUAGAGCCCCUCUCCUAUGUCUCCAUCUCCCUGUUUCCCCAGUGGUUCUGUUUCUCUCCCAGUUCUGGCCUCUUUGGGCCCCUACAUGUGCCUCCACUUCCCCUUCCUGGUGUCCCGGGACUCUGUCGUCACCUCUCGUUUCUGUCUCCCUGUCUCCAGCACUCUUGGUUUCCUGUUCAGUGGGCUGAACACAAUCUCUCUCCCAGUCUCUGUUCCCUCCUCCCCAGCUGCCCCCAUCUCUUGCUUCCCUUCUUCUAACUGUCUCUCCUCAUCUCCAUCUCCCAGGCUCUUCCUGCAUCUCAUGUCCCUGUCCCUUUAGCUCCUCACUCUCCAUGGUCCCCCAGAGCCCCCACUACUGACCAAUGUCAGGGUCAGCCUGAGUGUGACCUAAGGAAAUAAAAGUCAGAACCUGGCUUUGGCCCCCACCUAGUGACGAGUAUAUAUUUGAGAGUAAGCUUUAGACAUGGCUGUUUGCUUUACCUCCAGCCUAGGGGAAAUGAAUGAUCCUGUUCCCUCCCUCCCAUUCAGUCUCUUGUUUUUUGGAGACCUGUGCUUUUCAGACUCUUCUGAUGGAUAGACUGCGUUAUGCUGCAGUAACAAAUGCCCCAGCAUCUCAGAGGCCUAACUCCAUAAUGGUUAAUUACUUGCCGCUCUUAAGGGUUUCUUAAGGGUCAGCUAAAAACUCUGCUUGCCACUAUUCCUGUGACAGCCCAGCCUGACAGCCUGGCUCUGGAGCGUUUUUAUUUCCCCACCCCACCAUCCAUUUUCUCCUUAUACCUUUUUCCCACCCUGCCUUAACCCCAGAGCCCCCACAUUGUUCGUUAACAUCUGUUCGUUUUUGUAUUUUGCUUUGUCAAAUUGUUCGCUAUGUAAAUGGAGUGUUGCCCAUCUCUUUGGCACUGGAAAGAGAGGAAAUGGCGAUGCAGGGGUGAUGCUUAAAGCUUCAGCCUGCAUACUGUGAACAUUACCGCUGCUCUCAGUGAUUGGCCAGAGCAGGUCUUCUAACCAAGCCUGACUUCAGAGGGCCAAGGGGAGGGCAAGCUUUCCAUGUGUCUGCGAGGACAGUGGGAGGGAGUAUUUGUGGCUGGCCCUGCUGCCUGCCAUCUGGUCACAGACAUGAAGCACAU